AUGCAGCAGAGCUCUAUCAAAGGCUUCUUCAAGCCCAAGGCUUCCCAAGCAAACAAGUCUCGAACAAACCACGACCGACAAGAGCAGAGACCAGGCCAGCCGUAUCGCUCUCGACCAAACGACCCCAGACUAAGCCAUCGUGGCCAGCAUCGGGGUGGCAACAGACCGCGCAACAUGGAGCUCAAGAAAGUUGCUGAGGAGACCAAAGCUGUUCUACCAGCUGUUCUCCAAUCCCUGCCUAGGUUUGCGGCUGAUGUAUCGUCCAUACACGACCUAAGCGGAUUAGCACCCCUUGAUGUGACUGACUGCCCAGGACAUGUCCUUCCCAAUACCGACAAGGACGCCGGCAAAGUAGGCACCAGAAUACGCGUCUUGGAAACAGACUCUUUUGAUGCUGCGAUUGAGCUUCAGCCAAACUACAAGGUCCAUGUGCACCUGAGCAAUUCUUCGCGCGUGGCGACAUCCGUCCCAAUAGACGAUAAACCUCAAAUCAACCCAGCAACGGAUGACGAGGAGAUGGAUCUGGAUGGUCUACCUUUGAAUCGGCUCCAGGCUCCGAUCCAACCCUGGGAUCUUUUCAAUAAAACACCACAACAAACCAGUCCGCAAACUCACACUACGACUUCUCCUCAUGUCCCAAAACCCGUCGCGGUCCUCAAUCUCGCGUCUGAGCGCCAUGCCGGCGGCGGCUGGCAAAACGGCGCCAUGGCCCAGGAAGAAGCUCUCUGCUACCGCUCAUCGCUCUAUUUCUCGCUCCACAAAUCCUACUACCCCUUACCUUCCCUUAGUGUGAUCUACACCCCCAAUGUCCUCGUCAUCCGUGCAGCCACAUCCACUGGUCAUGCCCUAUAUACUUGUUCAGCCUCCGACCUCCCCGUUACAUCCGUGAUCAGCGUUGCCGCCCUCCGACACCCAGCUCUCACAGAUGACGGCAAGAAAUUCAGUGACGGAGGUCAGCGCGCAGAAACAAAGAGGAAAAUCAGGGCGAGCCUGAGAACUGCGGCGAGCAAGGGGCACACGAAGCUGGUUCUUGGAGCUUUGGGGUGCGGCGUGUUUAGUAAUCCUCCAACUGAAGUGGCUGAGUGCUUUCUCGAGGUAUUUAGGGAGAUAGAGUUUCAAGGUGGAUGGUGGGAAGAUAUCGUCUUUGCAGUCAUGGAUAACGCAAGGGGUGACCAGGGAGGGAAAGAUGGGACGGGCAAUUUUGGUCAGUUCCACCGGGUUCUUGACAGCCAGGUCGUGUAG
This is a messenger RNA of Ascochyta rabiei, 1242 nucleotides long. RefSeq lists its product as uncharacterized. The record is from RefSeq and is a predicted model, not a curated record. The transcript has a single exon. NCBI's taxonomy places the organism in Eukaryota, Fungi, Ascomycota, Dothideomycetes, Pleosporales, Didymellaceae. The coding region runs from base 1 to 1242 and encodes 413 amino acids.